GGCGGCAAUACGCUGAUUGGACGAGAUGGCUUUGAUGUGGACUGAGAUGGCUAUGUCAUCUUUGAGGUGUAAGAACCUAUUCGACACCCCAAGAGUGUUACCCCUUGAUCACUUAGAACAUCAAAAGAGCCAGUAAAGCAGAGCAACGAAGAACGGCAGCCAUGGGCAAGAUUGCAAAGAUUGAAUAUUUUCGUGUCCCACCACGUUGGCUAUUCGUUAAGAUCACGGAUGCAGAUGGGAAUUUUGGUUGGGGUGAAGCAUCACUGGAAGGCCACACGCAAGCAGUCGAAGGGUGCUUGGACGCUUGGGCUGAGCGAUAUGUUGGCUUUGAAGCAGAUGAGAUUGAACACAUAUGGCAGAUGUGCUGGCGAACUAGUUUCUACCGUGGCGGACCAGUUUUCAUGAGCGCACUAGCUGGCAUUGACAUCGCACUGUGGGAUCUGAAAGCGAGAAAGCUCAACGUGCCAAUUUAUCAGAUAUUGGGCGGGAAGGUGCGUGACAGACUCAAGGUAUAUGCCUGGAUUGGCGGAGAUAGACCAAACGAUGUCAAGGAGCAAGCUCUAUCACGCAAAGCUCAAGGAUUCCGCGCUGUAAAGAUGAACGCAACGGAAGAUAUAGGCUGGCUCGACUCGCCUUCAACCCUACAAUCGGCUGUCGAUCGUCUCAAAACAGUUAAAGAGCUAGGCAUGGACGCCGGCAUGGACUUUCACGGCCGCAUCCACAAACCCAUGGCCAAGCAACUCGCCCGCGCCCUGGAACCACACCACCCACUUUUCAUCGAAGAACCUCUACUCUCUGAACACAUCGGCGGCAUCAAGUCUUUGCACGAGCUAACCUCCAUUCCCAUCGCAUUGGGAGAACGUCUCCACUCACGCUGGGAUGUACGGCCCUUCUUAGAAGCCGGCUGCGUUGACAUCCUGCAACCUGACAUCUCACACAUCGGCGGUAUUUCGGAAAUGCGACGUAUAGCAUCCGCAGCCGAGACUUACGACGUCGCCAUCGCACCACACUGCCCGCUGGGUCCUAUUGCACUUGCUGCAUGUGUUCAAGUAGAUUGCACGCUGCCUAAUUUCGCGAUUCAAGAAAUGAGUUUGGGGAUUCAUUACAAUGCUGGGAGUCAGGACCUCACAUCUUACACAAAGAAUCCGGAGGUCUGGGAUGUGAAGGAUGGGUAUAUUGAGCUGAUGAAGGGACCAGGCCUGGGAAUUGAGGUUGAUGAGGAGAUGAUUAGACGGGAGAGUAAGGACGCGAAGGCUUGGAUCAGUCCAGGGUUCAUUGGGCCGGGAGGCGAGAUCAGAGAGUGGUAGGGCGUGGGUAUUCUCAAGACAUUCAUGGAUGGUAAGCAGAAGUGACACAGCAUGGCUUGGAGAAAUUCGAAUCAUCUCCACGUAGUCUCCGAAAUGGUCGUGUACGCUGUAUAUCUCCUAGGUAUAUCACGUGUUAUCUACUACAUGAUGUGUUCCAAGAUGAAGGAGAUCACAAUAGUCAGC
This is a messenger RNA of Alternaria alternata, 1490 nucleotides long. Its product is annotated as mandelate racemase/muconate lactonizing protein-like protein. Gene Ontology annotation, molecular function: galactonate dehydratase activity. The transcript is spliced from 3 exons. Bases 162 to 1307 code for a protein of 381 amino acids. Gene Ontology annotation, biological process: D-galactonate catabolic process. The record is from RefSeq and is a predicted model, not a curated record. Lineage: Eukaryota; Fungi; Ascomycota; Dothideomycetes; Pleosporales; Pleosporaceae.